This is a messenger RNA of Pyrenophora tritici-repentis Pt-1C-BFP, 930 nucleotides long. RefSeq names its product LicD domain containing protein. The record is from RefSeq and is a predicted model, not a curated record. NCBI's taxonomy places the organism in Eukaryota, Fungi, Ascomycota, Dothideomycetes, Pleosporales, Pleosporaceae.
AUGCGGUUACCGACAUACGCAGCUAUUCUCGCAACAUCAUCACUCCUUACUUCUUCGCUUGCUACACCCACACCCUCUCACCAGGGGUCAAUUGCGAGCUUGACAGGAGAUCGGAAUGUGGGGUAUAAAAGCUGGAAGCAGAAGCAGAAGGCAAAGGAUCCUCCCAGCACGAAGUACUUCCACGAGCCCGGAGGCACAGUCACGCUCGGCCACUAUGAUGCGCGGUACUUCAAGGAAGUUGUUUCAGACGAUGAGCGGAUCGAUACGCAAAAACACAUGAUCCGCGCCUAUUUGGCCUUUUUCCGCGAGAAUGACUUGGAUACCUGGAUAGCGCACGGCACACUACUCGGAUGGUGGUGGAAUGGAAGGCGUCUACCAUGGGAUACUGAUCUCGACACACAAGUCUCCGACAAGACAUUACAGCUACUCGGCUCUGUACACAACCAAACAAGAUACCAAUAUAUAUCGCACGACGGAACAACGCAACGAGAGUAUCUCCUAGACGUGAACCCGUGGAUCUGGGAGCGUGAGCGCGGCGACGGCGCAAACAUCAUCGACGCGCGAUGGAUUGACACACGCAACGGUCUUUUCAUAGAUAUAACGGGCCUGAGCGAGAUAUAUCCCGUCGAGCAUCCUGGGUGGUGGAGUUGCAAGAACUACCAUAUAUACUUGACUGAAGAAUUGUAUCCGAUGCGAGAGACUAUGUUCGAGGGCGUCCCGGCAAAGGUGCCAUACAACUACGACAAGAUACUCGUAGAUGAGUACAAGGAAGAUGCGCUCACCGUCACGGAGUUUGAAGGACAUCGAUGGGAUGCCCAGCUGAAACAAUGGGUGAAGACGCAACACACGCUCGACAAGGAAGAAGAGGAGCGUAAAAAACAAAAGGAAUUAGCGAGACUCGAGGCAGAGGAGAGGGCGAAGCUGGAUUAG